AUGUUUGGCUACUCGGUUCAGCGAGGAAGAAUGCCUCCAACCCAGCCCAACCCAGGCCAGUACGCGCUCACCAACGGGGACCCCCUCAACGGCCACUGCUACCUGUCGGGCUACAUCUCGCUGCUGCUGCGCGCCGAGCCCUAUCCCACGUCGCGCUACGGCAGCCAGUGCAUGCAGCCCAACAACAUCAUGGGCAUCGAGAACAUCUGCGAGCUGGCCGCGCGCUUGCUCUUCAGCGCCGUCGAGUGGGCCCGCAAUAUUCCCUUCUUCCCGGAUCUGCAGAUCACCGACCAGGUGUCCCUGCUGCGGCUCACCUGGAGCGAGCUGUUCGUUCUCAACGCGGCUCAGUGCUCCAUGCCGCUGCACGUGGCGCCGCUGCUGGCCGCCGCCGGCCUGCACGCCUCGCCCAUGUCCGCCGACCGCGUCGUGGCAUUCAUGGACCACAUCCGCAUCUUCCAGGAGCAGGUGGAGAAGCUCAAAGCGCUGCACGUCGACUCGGCCGAGUACAGUUGCCUCAAAGCCAUCGUGCUGUUCACCAGUGACGCCUGUGGCCUGUCGGAUGCCGCCCACAUCGAGAGUCUGCAGGAGAAGUCGCAGUGCGCCCUGGAGGAGUACGUGAGAAGCCAGUACCCCAACCAGCCGAGCCGCUUCGGUAAACUGCUUCUGCGACUGCCCUCUCUGCGCACGGUCUCCUCUUCCGUCAUUGAGCAGCUCUUCUUCGUCCGUUUGGUAGGUAAAACCCCCAUCGAAACUCUCAUCCGCGAUAUGUUACUGUCUGGGAGCAGCUUCAACUGGCCUUACAUGUCCAUCCAGUGCUCCUAG
This is a messenger RNA of Orycteropus afer afer, 822 nucleotides long. It is a transcript of the gene NR2F1, whose product is annotated as nuclear receptor subfamily 2 group F member 1. The record is from RefSeq and is a predicted model, not a curated record. The coding region runs from base 1 to 822 and encodes 273 amino acids. Gene Ontology annotation, biological process: negative regulation of transcription by RNA polymerase II; positive regulation of transcription by RNA polymerase II; cell differentiation. Gene Ontology annotation, molecular function: RNA polymerase II cis-regulatory region sequence-specific DNA binding; nuclear receptor activity. The transcript has 4 exons. Lineage: Eukaryota; Metazoa; Chordata; Mammalia; Tubulidentata; Orycteropodidae.